This is a messenger RNA of Hirsutella rhossiliensis, 2703 nucleotides long. RefSeq lists its product as uncharacterized. The coding region runs from base 1 to 2703 and encodes 900 amino acids. Gene Ontology annotation, cellular component: NuA4 histone acetyltransferase complex. Gene Ontology annotation, molecular function: protein binding. The transcript has 5 exons. The record is from RefSeq and is a predicted model, not a curated record. NCBI's taxonomy places the organism in Eukaryota, Fungi, Ascomycota, Sordariomycetes, Hypocreales, Ophiocordycipitaceae.
AUGAAAUCGCCCACGACGGGGACCGACGGGGGCUGCGAUAUCUCGUCUCGGGACUGGAGAGCAACCGUGGCGCCGAUUCAUCUUGCCAAGCGCGAAGGUCCCCUCGGGCGCUGGCGAGGAGGACCGUGGGGCAUGAACAACAACAACCCGGCAGCCUACACGCCCCUCGAGUCGCUCUUCUUGUUCCAGUCGCUGCUGACGCACGGGGUCGACACGGGAGCUUUUGCCCGCAUCUCGGAGCUGCUCAAGAACAAUGCCCUCAUCAAGGGCGGCGACACGUACGACCCGGCGCGGCUGACGCCCGAGGCGCUGCAGCACCUCUUCCUGCUGCUGCUGCGCCAGGAGCUCAAGAGCGAGGCCGAGCGUCAGGAGACUGCGGAUGGGCCCUCGUCCCCCGCGUCGCGCAAGAGGAAGCUCGGCACGCCUCCGCUGCCGUCGUUGAAGGAUUCUCACGAGCACAUCGAGAGGCUUCCCGCCCUCAUCGAUCGAUUGUACGCCCGGUACCGAGAGCAUAUUGUCGAGCAGAUCCGAGUAGACGAGCGUCAGUUUGUCACUAUCCAGAGCCAGAUCCAGGUCCUCGAGAAGAACGAAAAGGAGAGGCUCGCCAAAGCUGCCAGUCAAAACGGCACGCCGGCCCUCGCCCCUCGCGACAACAAGCUCCCCGCGUCAUCGCAAACGCCCAGCCAGUCACUUUUGCCGCCGCCGACUCCGGGCACAGCGGCUGGCAUCAAGCGUGGACUAACCCCCAACACGCCAGUCCAGCCGACGAAGCCACCAACAACUCCGUCCGUCGCCCAACCAACCAUCACACCACCAAUUCCUUUACAAGCAAAAACCCCUCCCCCACCAGCGGGUCCCCCCCAGGCCGCGCCACGAGUUUUGCAGCCGCCGGCUCAGCCUCCUAAACCCGCCAUCUCGCCGCGACCUGAGGCCAGCAGCAAGCCCAAGGAUGGCGUCGUGGCCACCCCUCUUCCAACCACGCCGACGGGGGUCUUGAAGUGGGAAAAGCCAUACCAGCCUCCCCAGGCUGGCCAGACCCCCCAGGCUAGCCAGACCUCCCCAGCGGGACAGCUUCACCAGAACGCGCCAACUCAAGCGACCGCCGCACCAAAAGGUCAGCAGCCUCAGCAGCGACACCCGCAGCAAGGCAAGAACCCAGCUCCCCCACCUCAGACCACUGGGCCCUUGGCCGCCCCGUCACAGCCAGGACCUCCUCAGUCGGCAUCUGCGCCUGCUCCGCCGUCAGCUCGGCCGCAGUCGACAACACCCGUCAUUCCUCCUGGACGGCCGAUCCAGCCGCAGCAAGCCCAGCAUCCCACGCCACGACCCAUUGUUUCCGCAUCUCCGACACCGCCCAAAGGUGCCCCUGGGCCUGUUGCGGCCGCUCAGAAAUGGCAACAGCAGCCCCAACCUGCCGCACCAAAAGCCCAACAACGCCCUUCUACCAAUACCUUUAAUGCCCUACCUGCCUCCCAGAAGGACAAGCUGCUUGUCCCUCCGUACGGGGCCAAACCGCCUCGGCCUGCCAUCCCCGAGCACAUCAUUCGACAAGCUGCCGGGACGCCCGUAGCCAAGCGCCUCAGCCCUGUGGCAGCACCUCGGACGCCUGGAUACACCACCCCCUCGGCGCUGACUCGAGGUUUUGGGACUAAAUGGGCCUCGCACUCGACGCCCUCGACUCCGGGGCCAAUCGUGGUAGAGCCAGAAAGCCCGGCAUACGAGCCUGUGAGCCCCCCUCCUCGAGCGACUUCCAUCACAUCGGAGACACCCAAGGCCGGGAAGAAGAUGCACCCCAAACGGACUCCUCAGCCAGAGCCCUCUGCGUCAAGGCCUCGUGGUCGACCGCCACGCAACCCACCGGCGAGUGCUACGCCUUCUGUCAGCAGGAGAAGCCAAUCGGAGGCGUCGCAGGCGGACGAGCUGUCCAUGGACUAUUCAUCACUAUCUGCCAAGAUUAAGAAGGAGGUUAUGACGCCUCGGCCGCAUGACGACGCGGGCGAAACGACGACGGACGAGAGCGUGCAUGGACGAGCACACAUGGUGCUCUGGACCCGAGGCUUCACAAAGGUGUCGUCGUCGGCACUCGACCAAAUCUCGAGCCACCGGCACGCCAACAUGUUUGCGACUGGCGUCCGCGAAAAAGACGCGCCGGGUUAUCGCCAGAUUGUGCUUCAGCCACAGGAUAUAACAUCGAUCCGGGCUGCCAUCAAGCAGGGGAACAAGGCGGCCGUCCAGGCAGCGAGCAGCCUUCCCGGCGGUGACCCGGGCACCGCAAGCGUCUGGCUGCCAGUAUCCGAAGACCUCGUCCCGCCCAAGGGCAUCGUCAACAGUGCCCAGCUCGAGCGCGAGCUCGUCCACAUUUUCUGCAAUGCCAUCAUGUACAACCCCGACCCGGACCGCGGGCCGGGGCAGUUUUUUAUGAAGCGCUCCCAGAACGAGGAGGAAGAGGUGGUGGGCUACCACCUGGACGAGAACGGCGUCGUCAAAAACACGCGGAGCAUGUUUGUCGAGGUGGAGAAGCUGCUGGGCGACCUGCGGAGCGCCGAGAAGGAGCGCGGCGUGCCGCCCCUGUCCAGCACGCGCCAGGCCAGCGUGGCGACGCCGGCGGACGACACGGCCGAGGAUGAAGAUGAGCUGGCGGGAGACGGUAACCACACAGCGACGAGUGUCGUCAAGAGGCGACGCAUUGGGACGAGGGGGUGA